GCAGUAAUUCGUUCAUUUAAAAAAGAAAAGAAAAGAAAAAGGCUAAAACAAGUAACGUUGCAGAAGCAAGACUGCCAAGAGAUGGAGGUAUGUCAACUGUCGGGACGAUUUUUCUCGGCCAGUCCCCUUCAAUUUAACCAUCGUUUUAGAAAAGUAGCUACAACCCCGAAGUUUUUAAUCUAUGCAAAUGGGUCUAGCUGUUCCCAAACGGAUGAACCAGACCGAGAAUCUCGUAAUCGGAUGUUCAUUCUAGGCAUGGGUUUUGUCGGACAGUUCUUUGCUCAGGAGCUCCUGAAUGAAGGCUGGAUUGUCUCUGGGACUUGCACAAGCAUCAAGAAGAGAACGGAACUUGAGAAAAAAGGACUUGAUGUCCACCUUUUUGACGCAAAUCAGCCACAGAUGAGCACCAUGAACACAUUGAAAUGCUACACCCAUCUCCUUGUCUCAAUUCCUCCUGUUGUGGGGAUUGGUGAUCCGAUGCUUCAACAUGGAGAAAUUCUAAGAAGUGUGCUGAUGGAGGGCAAUCUUCAGCGGCUCUGUUAUUUGUCCUCAACUAGUGUAUAUGGAGAUUGUGGUGGUGCUUGUGUGGAUGAGGAUUACCCCACAAACCCUGUAAAUGAGUUGGCAAAGUUGAGGUUAGCUGCUGAACAAGGAUGGUUGAAUCUAGCCCACGAUAUUGGGAUCGCAGCACACAUAUUUCGACUUGGAGGUAUCUAUGGCCCUGGUAGAAGUGCUGUUGACACAAUAAUUAAGCAGGAACCGUUAUCAGAAUCUCAGAAACUGAGAGUGACCAAACAAUUCACAUCCAGGGUUCAUGUCGCAGACAUUUAUCAAGCACUUAAGGCCAGUAUUCAUAUGCCAUCCUCGAGGAGAAUUUACAAUGUUGUAGAUGAUGACCCAGCACCCCGUAAAGAGGUGUUUGCGUAUGCAUUGGAUUUGGUUGAGAAAAAGUGGCCUGCCCUGAUCAAGGAUAUUGCGUCUCCUCCUUGGGGAGCCGACCCAUUCAUUCAUAAGGCAACUUCGAGAGGUGAGAAACGAGUUUCGAAUGCACGUAUGAAGAAGGAACUAGCAAUCAAGCUUCUUCAUCCGAGUUAUGAAUCUGGAUUGCAGAGCAUAAUUGACCAAAUGUAGAAACCAUUUCAGCAAACCCAUUUUGGCAAAGCAAACCAUUCGGUUCUGAGGAACUUCAUCCAUAGAUGGCAGAUUUCACACAAAUACCUAUCCUCCAAAAACUGUUUCUGCUUUUUUGUUGCGGGAAUGGCUUUAGGUUCUUACUAACGAUCGAACAACAUUUAGGCACCUAUCCCCAAAUUAAUGGCAUUUCAUGAAAAUGCAGCUUUCUUUUACGCUUUCAACAAAACCAAAAGUUUGCAUAUAUGCAAAGUAUAAAGCUGUAUUGAUAUUGUUGUUUUAAUGUAAGGUUUCAAACCUUAUUGGACGUA
This is a messenger RNA of Theobroma cacao (cacao), 1442 nucleotides long. Its product is annotated as NAD(P)-binding Rossmann-fold superfamily protein. Lineage: Eukaryota; Viridiplantae; Streptophyta; Magnoliopsida; Malvales; Malvaceae. The record is from RefSeq and is a predicted model, not a curated record.